Castor canadensis (American beaver) is the source of this 6008-nucleotide messenger RNA. It is a transcript of the gene Kif24, whose product is annotated as kinesin family member 24. Gene Ontology annotation, molecular function: microtubule motor activity; microtubule binding; ATP binding. NCBI's taxonomy places the organism in Eukaryota, Metazoa, Chordata, Mammalia, Rodentia, Castoridae. Gene Ontology annotation, biological process: microtubule-based movement; microtubule depolymerization. Gene Ontology annotation, cellular component: microtubule. The record is from RefSeq and is a predicted model, not a curated record.
GGUCCGCGGGCCUUGGGGCUCCCUCCAGGUGGGGUCAUUUUCUCCUGUACUCAGGGCUGACCGAGGAGGAGUUCGGAAGCCCCGAAGAGUUUAUAAAAAUUUAUUCAUGAAAAUGGCUUCCUGGUUAUAUGAAUGUCUUUGUGAAGCUGAACUUGGACAGUAUUAUCCUCAUUUUACUGCCCUUGGCCUUCAGAAAAUAGAUGAAUUGGCCAAGGUUACCAUGAAGGACUACUCCAGAUUGGGAGUCUAUGACAUGAAUGACCGCAAACGUCUCUUCCAACUUAUCAAAAUCAUUAAGAUUAUGCAGGAGGAAGAUAAAGCAGUCAGUAGUCCAAAGCAUUGUUUUCAGACAAGCAGCCUAUACAUCAAGCCUCAGGAAUUCAGGUCUGGCCCUCGCAGACAACUGCAUUUUGAUUCUCCUGUUGACAGUAAAGACAGAAGUGCCAGCAAUGAAAUGUACAAUUUGUCAGAUUUUUCUGCAAAUGAACCAAAGUUCAGCUACCUGAAAGAGUUGGAACACAUGCUGCCUGAUGAUUCCCAGUACCAUACAAAAACCAGAACUCUGAAUGCCACUGCUGCUGAUUCCUAUGUGCAAACACAAAGUAAUACUUCAUUCUUUUCAUCAAAUCAUUUUUCUCCAAUACUAGGAAAUUGUGAUAUUCCCAUUAUUCAAAGAGUCUCUCAUGUUUCCGGGUAUAACUAUGGAAUCCCUCAUUCUUGUGUCAGACAGAACACCUCAGAGAAUCCUUGGACCGAGAUGGAAAAAAUCAGAGUUUGUGUUCGAAAACGCCCUCUGGGUAUAAGAGAGGCACGCCGUGGAGAAAUUAGUAUCAUUACUGUAGAAGACCAAGGAACUCUACUUCUGCAUGAGAAGAAAGAAGCAGUUGACCUCACACAGUAUAUUCUUCAGCACAUUUUUUAUUUUGAUGAAGUCUUUGGUGAGGCUUGUACCAAUCGAGAUGUCUACAUGAAGACUGCUCACCCACUCAUUCAGCACAUUUUCAAUGGAGGCAAUGCCACUUGCUUUGCAUAUGGACAAACAGGUGCUGGAAAGACCUACACCAUGAUAGGAACUCAUCAGAACCCAGGACUGUAUGCUCUGGCUGCCAAAGAUAUCUUUAGACAGUUAGAAGUGUCUCAGCCAAGAAGGCGCCUCUUUGUGUGGAUCAGCUUCUAUGAAAUCUACUGUGGACAGCUUUAUGACCUCCUAAAUAGAAGAAAAAGGCUCUUCGCAAGAGAAGAUAGCAAGCAUGUGGUACAGAUAGUGGGACUUCGAGAGCUCCAGGUGGAUAGUGUGAAACUCCUCUUAGAGGUAAUCUUAAAGGGCAGCAAGGAGCGCAGCACCGGGGCUACUGGAGUUAAUGCAGACUCCUCCCGCUCCCAUGCUAUUAUCCAAAUUCAGAUCAAAGAUUCAGCCAAGAGGACAUUUGGCAGGAUCUCUUUUAUUGAUUUGGCGGGCAGUGAAAGAGCAGCGGAUGCCAGGGACUCAGAUAGACAGACAAAGAUGGAAGGUGCAGAAAUAAACCAAAGUCUUCUGGCUCUGAAGGAAUGUAUCCGAGCACUGGACCAGGAACAUACCCAUACUCCUUUCAGGCAGAGCAAAUUAACUCAGGUCCUGAAAGAUUCUUUCAUUGGCAAUGCCAAAACUUGCAUGAUUGCCAACAUCUCACCAAGCCAUGUGGCCACCGAACACACUCUGAAUACCUUGCGCUAUGCUGACCGGGUCAAAGAACUGAAGAAAGGCAUUAAGUGUUGUACUUCAGCUACCAGUCAAAAUCAGACAUCUGGAAACUCCUCUCCAAAACGAAUACAGAGCUCCCCUGUACCCCUGCCAGGGGACAAGUGUUCUCCAAAAAAGGUUAAGCUGGGGCUUCAGCAGUCACUCAUAGCGGCACCUGGCUCCACAAGAGAGAAGGGCCAUCCUCUGGCUAGCCAUCCACCCAACAUCCCUUUUGCCUCUCUACCUAAAGUCCCUGGCAAAAGGGGUAUCUCCAGAAGGAGUCCUCCCCAAGAAUGGGUCAUGAAGACUAGCCCUGUCAAAGGAGCCAUACGGUCUGGACAUGUAGCCAAAAAGGGACUAGAAGAACAAGCACCACUGUGCUCUGAGAAAAAUCAAAUUGGCAACAAGACUGCUGUUGGGUGGACAAGCAGAGCCUCAGGCUCAGGAGAAGGCCUGGUGCGUGGCAAGCAACCUGCCAGGUGUAAGAAGGUGCAGACUGUGCAGCCAGUACAGAAGCAGCUUGUGUCACAAGUUGAGCUCUCCUCUGGCAACAGCUGUUUAACAGAGGACAGUCAGGACAGCAAGAUGAACAUGCCUGCCAGGCUUGCCUCUGAAGCUUGGACAAACAUUCCUCCACACCAGAAGGAGAGGGAGGAACAUUUGCGCUUUUAUCACCAGCAGUUCCAACAGCCACCUCUCCUCCAGCAGAAGCUAAAAUACCAACCACUGGAAAGUUUUUUAUGCCAACACAGGUCCAUAGAGGGUCAGGUCCAGAGUGAGACUCCUCCCUUCUGCUCUUAUUCUGAGAGCCAUGAUGGAGCCCAAGCCGAUGACCUUGAUGACAGUGAUUUCAGUGAAGAUUCAUUUUCACAUGUCUCAAGUCAGAGGACCAUGAAGCAAAAAAACACCCUGAAGAGCAAAAGCUCGUUCUUCCUUCAUCAGCACUGGGAACAAGUUCCUGAGGAGCAGGCAACAGAAAGACGGCAGUGUCUGUUUUUUAACUCCAGGACAGGUGCUGAUGAAAAGGGUCUAACUGAAAGCUGGAUGUAUUCCAGGGACCCCAUAAUAAGUCACAGAAGAGCAGCACUCAGUUGUAGCCAUAACCCAAGUAAGGUGCACUUGGACUGGAACAGAGAAGAUGACUCCUCCUCCUCAGGGCCUUCUCCCAGAGACAACCUGGCAGAAAAGUCUUCCUGCUCACAGGUGGAGUUUGUAUACAACCAGAAAAGAGGUGGAGCCCCAGCUUUCGACCUGAGACAGGAGACCUGCAGAGGUGGGGUUCUUGGGCAGACUGAAGGCAGUUCACCAUCCCCAGAAGUUGGUUUUUCUUUCUCACUAUCCCACAUUGCAGUUCCUGUGUCCCUAGACCAAAGAGACACAGUCCACACUCCACAGAAAGAAGUCAGUGAAGACACUCAGGCAAUGAAAAUAAUGAAAAAUAGUAAUCCUUUCCAAGGAGAAGACUCUAGAGAGCACUUAGGCACAUGCUCUGAAUAUGCUUCUGGACUAAUGGCUCCUCUCACUGUAUCCCUCCUGGAGACUCCAGAUGAAGACCUUUCUCCCUUGAACCAGCUGGCCCAGGAUGGGGCUGUGCACAGUCUAGUGGCAGAGAUCACAGGGGGACCAGCUGUGGGUGACACAGUAUCAUCUAGUGGUCAAGAGGCAGCCUUGCCAUUGUCUUCAGCAACUGGGCACCUGUGGCUGUCCUCAUCUCCUGAUAAUAAGCCUGGUGCUCUUCCAACUCUGUCACCAUCACCCAUCCGUCAGCACCCAGCUGAUGAACUGGUCAACAGGGAGGCUGACCUUCAGGAAGCCUGCCAAAGCACAAAGUCUGUACUCUUUUCCCAAGAACAUGUGGGUGGCGAGCAGUAUAAUGCUGAUGCUGAGGAAACAGAACUGGGUGGCCCUUGGGAUUUCCCAGGAAGGCCCAUCUCUACCCUACAUAUUGGGGUACCCCAUUCUGGACCUAUACUCACCCCAUGUACAGGAAGCACUGAGAUAGCUGGUCAGCCCUGGAUGCAGGAGAGAAAACAUCCUUCAGGACUCAGUUGGCAAGAGCUUGGUUUGUCCACAGACCCCAUCAAGUUGCCUUGUUAUGAGGACAGCACAUGGCUCAAACACAAGCCAGUCUCAAGGUGCUUAGCAUCACUAGACUUUCCUCUGGUUUCCAGCUGCUCUCCAAAGACUACAGGGACACCCCAUCAUCCCAUCCUAAAGCAAGCACAGCAGGUGGUCAUCCGUGCACACCAGGAACAACUGAAUGAAAUGGCUGAGCUGGGUUUCAAGGAGGAGACCCUGAUGAGCCAGCUGGCUUCUAACGAUUUUGAAGAUUUUGUGACCCAGCUGGAUGAAAUCUUGGCUCUGAAAUCCAAGUGCAUCCAAAGUCUGAGGAAUCAGCUGCAAUUGUACCUCACCUGCCAUGGGCCAGAUGCAGCCCCUGAGAGAACAGUGGUAUCUUAGAGCAAGAUCUUACCCUGGAUGGUGGGACAGUGUAGGAGCCUGUGUCAGGUAUUCAGGGUUUGGGAGAGGCCCCUGCCAGGUCCUCUCUGUCCAUCACUCACUCCCUGGUCCUACCUAUGCUAGCCUUACCCCAGCUGCAUAUAGCCUCAGAUGGGCCCCAGCUUCCCCCUCAGGGCAAGGCCUCUAUCCCUCCUCAGUUCCAAGCUCAGGAGCAUUCACAAGAAAGGAAGUGCCAGUCUGAAGACCUUAAUGCCCAUUCCUUUUCUUUGGGUGGCGCUCAAGAAGCAUUUGCUUUACUCACCCUGUGUCUGUGGAAAUACAUCUGGUUUUAACAAGUGUAGAUGUUCCUAAGUUUGAGUAUCAGAGUGAGAUGGUCAGUGGUAACCUGGAGAAAUCCACAGAGGUUGUAAAUUAGGAAAGAGGCUUGAUGAGCUGAAUUCUGUACCUUUCUGUCUUCAAAGACUACAACAUUGGUUAAAGAUUAAAACAUUGGUGCUAGCAGAGCAGCAGUGAGGUGAGCAGUGCUCCAUCAACCCUUGGAGAUUUUUGAGAAAUUGUAAAAUGAAUAAACUUUUGAUGUGUCUUUAACAGCAGAUUAGGGCAGGCUGUAUGCUAACAUGUUCCCCUCCCUUCCUGCAAUUCAGUUUUGAAACACAAGAGGGUGCCCAUGUCACUGCAUUUUUCUUUUUCCAUCUCUACCUUUUGCUGAAGUGACAGGCCUUUGGUCAAUGUUUGCUAACCCUAAUGCUUCUGUGGCAGUUCUUGGCUACCAUCUGUGAUUCUUCACUCCCUAUACCACUCAUGGAAUGAAUGAAGAACUGGAGGCGCUCAGGCAAGUCUAUCACCUAGGCUUGUUCUUCCAGGCUAGCCUGUGUUUAUUUUGGCACUAAGUGCUAUAGUCAAUAGUCUGAGGCCUCUGACACAGGAUACACCCCUCCCCCCUUCAUCUGAGUUUUGCUUGCUUGCUGUAUCAUCUUUUUAGCAGACAGAAGCUCAAGGCAAGGCAAACAAAGCAGCCUCCAGAGCCCAUCACUUCUGAAGGUCACCCUGAGUCUAACUGAGAUUCAUAUGACAUAGCCUUGGCUCAGAAGCCCAUUACCAUGUAAGCUUUAAUUUUUUUCAAGUUGUAGGAUAACUUUUAAGAGGAGCCCUUGGUACUUGCCUGUAAUCCCAGCACUUGACAAGCUAAGAAAGAAGGAUCAUGAGUUUGAAGCCAGCCUGGACAACAUAGUGAAACACUAUCUCAAAAAAAUAAAAGCCAAGAGGGCUAAAUGGCUGUCUUGAGACCCUCUGUCAGCCUCAGGUGGUGCUUAAUGUAACCACCAGAGGGCAUCCUACUCCCAGCUUAAGGUUCUGCAGUCCCUCAAAAAGUAAAUGAAAAUUUAGAGGCCCACUCCCAGCCAAGAACCCCAAAGGGAUGAUGGUAUAGUAUUAAGUGUAAGGCCAAAAAACUAGGGAUGAAUUCUUUCAGACACAGCAGCACCACUGAGAAAUGGGGAAGCACUUUAAAUCCAGUUCUGCCUGAGGCUGAGUACGUCAAUGCCUGGUACUACGCAGAGGAAAAGAGGCUUCCAUACCUCCUGAAGGACUCCCUAAAGCCCCAGCUGCUCACCCUCCAUAUCUGGCAAGAGGGCUUAGGUUUUUGGUCCAGAGACCAAGACUGUUUUGGUUUUGGUGUUUUUUUUCUGCAGUACUUGGGUUUUGGGGGGGGGUGGCGUUUUGUUUGCAGUACGUGGGCUUGAACUCAGGGCCUUUGCCUUGAGCCACUCUGGCAGGUGUGUGUGUGUGUGUGUGUGUAGGUGUGGCUAGGUGUUGCCUUGAGCCGCUC